AUGUAUAUCCCGCACAGCGUGAGCGAGGUGGACGGCGUCCGAUCCACGCCUCCUCGGGCCCCGACAUCAUGGCGUGAACAGGGAGCGCCGUCCCCGGCCCCGCCACAGGCCUCGACCGCCGACGUCGCAGUCCAGGUUGCCCGACGACAAUUCUCCGACGACCCCCUUGAAAACACCAACAUCAGCAUCGGCCUCACCGUCGGCCUCUCGAUCGCCGCGUUCCUCGCCUUGGUCUUCGCCUUCCUCUGGGUGUACCGCCACACGAUCCGAUGCUCGUCGCGCAGGAGGCGAAGGUCAUCGGGCGGCAGCAGCCGCAAGAGCUCCAAGAGCUCCAAGGCCUCAUCGCACCACGGCAGCGAGGCGGCCGAGGCGGCGGCUGAGGGUGGUGACGCGGAAGCGGCACCGGAGGCAGCGGCGGCUGACGCAGAGGCUGCGCCGGAGGGGGCGUGA
Molecule: messenger RNA, 450 nt
Organism: Cordyceps fumosorosea ARSEF 2679
Lineage: Eukaryota; Fungi; Ascomycota; Sordariomycetes; Hypocreales; Cordycipitaceae
Exons: 1
Coding region: 1-450 (149 amino acids)
Source: RefSeq, a predicted model, not a curated record